This is a messenger RNA of Acaulospora colombiana, 138 nucleotides long. The record is from the annotation of a GenBank genome assembly. NCBI's taxonomy places the organism in Eukaryota, Fungi, Glomeromycota, Glomeromycetes, Diversisporales, Acaulosporaceae.
AUGACAACACAUUCAGCUCAAUACUUCAAUAUCAAACUGAAUCAGAUGAGGCUUACACUCUUAAUAGGGAAGACCUACAGAACAUACAAAAGAUACUUGAACAACAACACACCAGAUGUUGUAAUUGAGGAAAAGUAG